GCCUUAGUUUCAACAUCCAACGUAACUUCCGGGUUGAAUUAUCACAUGCUUCCGAUCGGCUCUCAUCUGCUAAGCAACAUUGGUUUUGCGGAUAAAACUUGACAUCUCCAUAAACAGCAAUGUUAAAAUUAGAAGGGUUAGGGCCCAAAAUGGACCCAGAGGAGAUGAAGAGGAAAAUGCGCGAGGACGUCGUGUCGUCUGUGCGCAACUUUCUCAUCUAUAUUGCCCUUCUUCGAGUCACACCAUAUGUUCUGAAGAAACUGGACAGCAUAUGAAUGGAUCAACUAGUCACCUCUUCACCUCUCCCAUCCCAACAUCACGCCGUUCACUGAUGAGGUGAAAUUCUGGACAUGGUUACCACCGUGAGAGGGAUCUGAGGACCAGGCAACAGCAUCAAUAUGGACCCCUUGGACAUAACCUGUGUCCAUCACAGAGCCUGGGCACAAAAGAAAAUGUAGCCAUGUCUUUUUUUGUGGUUGACUUUUUAUUUGUGGGGAUUUACAGAAAAUAACGUGUUCCUUAUUUUGAUUUACAGUGUCUCUUCCAACCGUUUCUGUUGUGACAUGUUCACGUUGUCGUUGUUGACGUAUUACAUCUCACAUGUCAUUAAAUAAAUGGAAGAGUUGGCAAUGUGGUUGUAAGCUUUUUUUUGUUUAUAAGACAACACGUCCUGGAAUAGAAACCAUCGCUCAGAGUAGUUACUGAAUAUCAAUAUUUUAAUUCUUAUCCUGUAGCUAAUAAAAUACUUGCUUUAUUUAUUCAGUGUCCCAUGACUUCGUGGUUUUAACGCUGGUUCAACUUUAGGGGGCGCUGUUGUAUUUUUUAAGAAAAUGGGAAGGGGUGUCUCGCGUGCACAAAUAAACUAUUGUGAAUACGGAAUUUGCAUUUUUUGGAAAGCUAUGUAUGAGUCGAUGCUUUGAGUGUAUGAAAAAGCCCUUCGAUAAACGAAUCCACGAGAUCUUAAUUUACCAAGUGCUCACGCCAAGACCAUGUUGGAAUCGCAAUAGUUAGCGGCCGGUCUUUGGCUAACAAAUGUACAUCAAUGUUCAUUGCAUUUGUCCAGUUCUCUCCAGAUAGCAGGUGGUGGGAUUUAGCAAACCUCCUUGGUCCAUCGGUCACCCUGAACCAUUUACACGUGUACAGGUAAAAUGGACUUCCCUGGCCACUUUGAGCACAUCUUCAAGCAAUUGAACCAUCAGCGUAUCCACGGUCAGCUCUGCGAUUGUGUGAUUGUGGUAGGCAGCCAACGCUUCCAGGCACAUCGCUCCGUCCUGGCUGCAUGCAGUACUCACUUCCGGGCCCUUCUCGGCACUGUGGAGGGGGACCAGGGUGUAGGAGGGGGUGGGAAAGUCAUGGAUGGAGGUGGGGUGGCAGUGGUGGGGCUGGACCUGGGGGUCGUGACUCCAGAGGCUUUCGCCUCCCUGUUGGAUAUGAUCUACACCUCCACCCUAACUCUCGGCUCCUCCAAUGUGAUGGAUGUCUUGCUGGCUGCUUCCCAUCUGCACCUCAACUGUGUAGUCAAGGCCUGCAAGCAACACCUUUCCUCGCACAACUUCCCCACAUCGCCCCCUAGUGGCUGGAGGUUAACUACGCAGCAGCGGUUCAGCCAUACAGGUGAGCAGCACAACAUAAAGGAGUCUCAAUCGCCCUCCGGAACUGUGGCCAAUUCCAAACAGCAGAGGUCUGCCUUGCUCCAGGAGCUAGGGCUCACCCUGGUCACCUCUGCCUUGGACGGAAGCCUGGACCUCGGGGAGGCCGGGGUAGAGGCAGGCCUGGAGGAAGGUAGGGACGGGAGGGCAGAAGCGAGUGACGGCGUGGAGCAGAAGACAGGCUUCCCCACCAGACGUCUUCACAAACGGAAGUCUGCCUCACCCCAGGCGCUUCAGGAAGAGAGACCCGCUAGCAGACAGAGACCCUGCUGGCUGUCUGAGGGGGGCUGCAGGGCAGGGUCUCUGGACUCACUAAAGACAGACGAGGGCCUCUACUUGGAGAGAGGAGGUGCCGAGGAGGAGGAAGUGGAGGAGAAAUAUGAGGCACCGGGGAGAGGAAUAGCACAAGAGGAGGUGCAGCUGCCCACCCAAUCGGAUUGUGGCGUGGGAGGGGCACAGGGGGACGAGGGAGAAGGUCACACAGAUUUGAAUGAAGGGAUAAUGGUGAAAGUGAAGGUGGGAGAGGAAGGGGAGGAGGAGGAGGAGGAGAAGAUGGAGGUUGUGGAGGUGAAGAGUGAACACCUCAGCACGGCUUAUUCAGACCCACUUGGCAUCUCUAGCAACCCUCCAUACCCACUGGAGGACAACAGCGAUCAUCUCGAUGAAGAACCAAACAGAGAGGAAACAUCUCCUGAUCCCCCUGCACAAAACACAGACGAAGGGGACAGUUUAACAGACACCGAUGGCCUAGACAGCCUUCAAGACCUGGGCCUUUCCUGCAUUCUCAACCCCAGCAGUGAGAGGAGCAGUGGGGCAGUUGAGGGUGACAGGAUCCCUCACACCAGCGUGAGAGGAGCUCAGUCUGGAUGUGGGCAGGCCAACGGGUCGUCUCAAGACCCAGACGCACCCAAAGCCUCGUCCUCUUCCUCUCUUGGGUUCCCAGUGACCUCUGUUCCCAUGCAGCAGCUUCUCUCGGGCCAGCCGCACAGUUUCACUGAAUCCUUCUUCCUCCAGCCCAGUAAGAGCUCCCCGGGGGGGUUCCUGAAGGGCCUCCGGCCCGAAAUGGGACCCUCUUCCCUGGGUAGCCUCAGCGUGCAACCUCUCCUCCCCCACUCGUCCGGGGACAAGACCUCGAGACAAGGACAAGGUUUAGCGAGGCCAUCUCUGCGUCGCAUCCUCCCCAAAGUGGACAUAUACGCUGAGGUCCAAGCGGACCAGACCGAUCCCCCACCGGGGGGCGCCCCUCCGGCUCCCGUCGCCCUCCCCAUGGCCUCGGAGGAGGUCCUCUCCAAGUGCAAGAAGGCUCUCACGGAACACAACGUCCUGGUCGUCGAGGGAGCCCGGAAGUACGCGUGCCGCAUCUGCUCCAAGACCUUCCUGAACCUGACCGACUGCAGGAAGCACAUCCGCGUCCACACGGGGGAGAAGCCCUACACGUGUCUCAAGUGCGGCAAGCGAUUCAGCCAGUCGUCCCACCUCUACAAGCACUCCAAGACCACCUGUCUACGUUGGCAGGGGGCUCAUCUGCUCUGACCCCUCCCUCGAAACGCAUGUCCCGAUUCGGGUGACGGGCCGCGACGCAAAGGAUUUCCUCUUCCCAGGAAGCCAAAUGCCUGUCACGCUGACUCGUCCGGUGGAGAAGCGUGAAUUCAAGUAGCGGUUGCCUAGGUUACGGUGGGUUUGUGUUAUGAAAUUGCUACCCAGUGUGAUAUAAUCUCAAUAGUCUACAGCGGUCUUUUGGGUGUCUGUCUUGAAGCGUUUUGUAAUGUCGUUGUCCCCCCAUGAAGAGACUGUUUAUAAAACCAAUAAAGUCAAGCUAUGUGUUGUAAAAGUGAAGACACUUUUUUUGUAGGUUUUUACACUGAAUGUAGCACAAUGUUUAAUGUUGAUGUAAAGAGGGAAUGACUAUACGUGUCUAUUGUCAUAAAGCUUUGAAGUGAAACCCGAAA
This is a messenger RNA of Hypomesus transpacificus, 3598 nucleotides long. RefSeq names its product translocase of outer mitochondrial membrane 5 homolog (yeast) (gene tomm5). Gene Ontology annotation, molecular function: protein binding; DNA-binding transcription factor activity, RNA polymerase II-specific; RNA polymerase II cis-regulatory region sequence-specific DNA binding. The record is from RefSeq and is a predicted model, not a curated record. Bases 1149 to 3182 code for a protein of 677 amino acids. NCBI's taxonomy places the organism in Eukaryota, Metazoa, Chordata, Actinopteri, Osmeriformes, Osmeridae. Gene Ontology annotation, cellular component: nucleus; mitochondrial outer membrane translocase complex. The transcript has 3 exons. Gene Ontology annotation, biological process: regulation of transcription by RNA polymerase II.